Messenger RNA from Perca fluviatilis (European perch), 1495 nucleotides. RefSeq names its product mas-related G-protein coupled receptor member X4-like. NCBI's taxonomy places the organism in Eukaryota, Metazoa, Chordata, Actinopteri, Perciformes, Percidae. The coding region runs from base 144 to 1133 and encodes 329 amino acids. The record is from RefSeq and is a predicted model, not a curated record. The transcript has 4 exons. Gene Ontology annotation, molecular function: G protein-coupled receptor activity. Gene Ontology annotation, biological process: phospholipase C-activating G protein-coupled receptor signaling pathway; positive regulation of Rho protein signal transduction. Gene Ontology annotation, cellular component: membrane.
ACGCCCUCUACCACGCCUCUCCUCCCAAAACAGGAGGUAGAUUAUCAUCCAUGUCAGCGUACUGACUGGAGACUGCAGAGGACACAACAUCUGACAACUCUUUCAGCUCGGCUCACAGCUUUCAAAAGGUUACCCUCUGAAGAAUGGACGUUAACAACACUACACAGGACAACAGCAUCCUCACCAUUCUACCUCCAAUACCAUUAGGCUAUAAUAAUAAUUACACCAACAGCACCUCAGGCUCCCAAAAUCUCACCAACAUCCUCUCAGAAUUCAGUAAUUACACCAACCGCACCUUCGACUACUACUACUACAACUACGACUGCCUCAACUGCUACCCUAAUUUCAUCAUUUAUGUGGUGACGUGCAUCAUCAUUGCCAUCGGCCUUCCUUUGACCUUCGUCGCCAUCUACUCUCUCUACUCUCAGGUACGAAAUGAUCACGUUGCUCCCAUCUACGUCAUCAACCUUCUGAUUUCUGACAUCGUCCAGCUCUGCUGCAUGAUCUGUGACGUGGCACAAACUACGAGCUUUAUGAAAUCCAUGAUAGACAUCACAAUAGCCAUUAUCUUCCAGUUAAUGUACAUCUACAGUCUGGUGACCAGUGUGUGCUUCAUGGUGUGCAUCGCCCUGGAAAGGUAUUUGCUGAUCGUCUUCCCACUGUGGUACCGCUGCAGACGAACCAUCAAGUCCACUGUGGUGAUCUGUGUCGUGGCCUGGGUCCUUCCUUCUCUCUACUUUCUCAUCUCCACUGUCUUUCUGCUCCUUCCCUUCCCACUGCUCAUAUUCUUCUGCUGUGCGACUCUCAAAGCCCUGUCUGCCUCUGUCUCGAUCCUGCCUGAGGAAAAACGACGAAUUGUAGCAACUUUGGUCCUGAUGCUGCUAAUUUACACGCUGCUUUUCCUGCCCUACAUCAUUUAUAUAAUGACUGACUACAGAAAUUACAAAAACUUCAUUCAAACUACCACUCUCUAUUACCUGUCUCCUGUGUUUCUUAAGCUGAAUCCUCUUGCAGACUUGGUUCUGUAUAUUUUCAUGAAGAAAGGGAUCCUAGACAAGAUUUUGGCCUCUGUGUGUUGUUGCAGAGUUGAAGACAAAGAUGUCAGCAGUCUGGAAAACAACACUAAUGUUUAGAACUAGAAAAGUGGACUCAGGCUCCAUCCACACUGAUUUUAAGCAGAAUUUUUGAGACAAGAAGAUCUCCGUGCACACAACGAGUUUUAGCUCCAGUGACAGAACUAAUCUCAGUCCAUAUUACAGACCUGCAAACCCAGAAGGGCUGAACAAUGUGACACAUUUUAUACAACAGGGUUUGAGCUUUAAUAACUGACAUCACUCUUUCAUUUAACAGGUUAGUCUUGUCUAGUGACACUAGGUUCAGGGCUGCUGUGUGAGUUGUGUUUUUGUUAUGUAAAGUAUUUUAGUAAGAGAGGAUUUUGGUUUAUCCUUUUGUUUUCUUAGAGCUGUAGUAGUAGUCUUCCUUUUGAGGAUCUCUU